AGAUAUACUUGAAAGAAGGAUCCAAUUGAUGAUUCUCUUGGAUACAGUCAUGUGGGGAUCUAAUUGAGAAAAAAUUAUAAGUCGGGGACUAAUAUUAGGUUACCCAAAACCAGAACAGAAAAUAAAACCGAACAGCCCCAAAGCAACCAUCAGUUGAAGCCUCUUCUGUUCCCCUCUGCAGUCUGCCCUGCAAGAAAACGAUGCUUCUUUCUGAUACUUUAACUCCGGCUGGCCAUGGUCAACUGGGAAAAAUUAUAUCCCCACUCUCUCUCUCCCCUUCUUUCUCUUCACGUCCCCUGAGAUACGCAGUGCUUGGUGCUGGCUUUGCUGGUCUCUCCGUUACCUGGCAUUUGCUGAAGAAGAGUCCAAAAGAGAAGGAAAUGAGAAUAGACAUAUAUGAUGAAGUGGGUAUAGGAGGAGGUGCUUCUGGUAUUUCUGGAGGUCUUCUUCACCCUUAUUCUCCUAAAGCUAAACUGCUUUGGAGAGGAGCUGAGUGUUGGAAAGAAAGUUUAAUGCUUUUAAAUGUCGCGGAGGCGGCAGCUAGAUUAUCUGGUGUAGAUGAUUCUGAUGAUAGUUUUAUUGUUAGGAGAAGGGGCAUCUUGAGGCCAGCAGCAAACACCAAGAAUUUGAUUGUAUUGACCGAUAAUGCCCAGAAUUACGAUGCCAGUUGCAGAAUUGAGACCAUUGAUGAGGACACUGCCCAAAAGCUUGUGCCAAAAAUACAUGUACCUUUUAACCCAGCCUUUUAUAUGCCUGAAGCUGUAAAUGUCCAUCCUCUGCGCUAUCUUCAGGCACUCUUCUUAGCAUGUCAGAAUGUGGUGAAUGAAUCAUCCACUUCUAGCCAUGGACAAAAGGAGCUAUAUUUGCACAAAAAAUCAGUUCAAAACCUCCUUGAAUUGGAAGGCGAAUAUGAUGCAGUGAUAAUCUGUCUAGGUGCCAAAGCAGACAUGCUACCAGAGCUCUCAGGGAGGCUUCCGUUGAGGACAUGCAGAGGUGUAAUUGCCCACCUGCAGUUGCCUGCUAAUAUAAGGGAAGAAUAUCCAGACUAUGCCCCUUCAAUAUUAUCAGAUGCAUGGCUCGCCAUCCAGGGAAGCCGAAGUUUAUAUAUGGGCUCAACAUGGGAAUGGAAAUCAAGGAAUUCUAAUCCAAAUGUUUCAGUGGAUGAAGCUUCAAAAGCUCUUCAAGAGCUUCUGCCAAAGGUGUCUGCCUUUUAUCCAGCAAUAAAGGAUUGGACUUUCACCAAAGCGAACGCAGGUUUAAGAGCAAUGCCACCAUUAACUGCCCAUGGAUCACUUCCACUUUUGGGCUGCGUCAAUUAUUUUGUAGGCGAGAAUGUUGCCGGUAAAUACUGGUUAUUUGGAGGACUUGGUUCAAGAGGUUUGUUGUAUCAUGCUUGGCUUGGAAAUUUGAUGGCGCAGGCUGUUAUUUCUUGUAAUGAACAAUUGAUCCCGUCUGAACUGACUGCUUGGAAGAACAUAAAUAGAUGAUUAGACAGAAUUCCCUUGUGUAUGAAUAUGCAAUCAAGGUUCUUAAUUGAUCAACUUUUUAACAUAA
Populus trichocarpa (black cottonwood) is the source of this 1554-nucleotide messenger RNA. RefSeq lists its product as uncharacterized. NCBI's taxonomy places the organism in Eukaryota, Viridiplantae, Streptophyta, Magnoliopsida, Malpighiales, Salicaceae. Gene Ontology annotation, molecular function: oxidoreductase activity. Gene Ontology annotation, cellular component: cytoplasm. The transcript has 8 exons. The coding region runs from base 201 to 1487 and encodes 428 amino acids. The record is from RefSeq and is a predicted model, not a curated record.